GACAGGAUAUUUGGAUCCUUCCCUGCCAGGGUGGCAACUGGCACUACCUGCGGGCACCGCGCAGGCGCCUCGCUGCUGCCAGCCUGCAGCCCAGCCCGACUGACAGGGCCAUGGCCUUGCUCUCAUUUUGUUUUGAGAAUGAGCCCCUGCCCGCUUGCUGCAGCACGCCGAGCAGGAGCAACGAGCGUGACCUUUCUGUCAUUGCAGUGAUGGCCUACAUGCAGUUUGUGGAAGACUACUCCGAGCCCCAGCCAUCCAUGUUCUACCAGACCCCUCAGAACGAGCACAUCUACCAGCAGAAGAACAAACACCUCAUGGAAGUCUAUGGCUUCAACGACUCCUUUAUCAGCUUAGACCCCUCUCAAGACCUGGCACCUCCUCCUGCUCUCCCACCGAAACAGCGGCAGCUGCAGGCCUCCUAUGCUGCCUAUGUCUCCUACUGUGUCCAGCCAGCUAAAGUGCCCUUCACCCCCGAGGACAGCGGUGCCACUCAGGGUCUCACUAUGUCAGUCUCUAACUCCUUUCUCAGCCGGCACAGCUCCUUUCCUGUGCAGUCGUACAAAUCUGUGUUUAGGUCCUACUCCCAGGACUUCGUGCCUCACAACCAAGUCUCCAUACCUCCUUUCCUCUCUUCUACCUCCUCCUCCUGCUCCACCCCACCUUUUCCGCCCGUCCAUCCCUCUCAGAUCUCUGACCUAGCGGUGCCCGCCGCAGCCAGCCAGUCACCCAGCACUGCGGAUGUGCCAAACUCCUCUUCUCAGGAGAGCAGCUUUAACGGGAAUGCUCCUGUCUGCCUUCCUUCUGAAACCUCUUUCACUGAUUCUCUCCAGACGCCUUCGAGUGAAAACGCCAGUGAGGAGGCUGGUGAGGGUGAAUACGUCAAUCUGUAUUCCUCUGGCCAGAGCAACGGGGAACUCCCUCGCUCUGAAGGAGAAUCUCCCUCUCUCAAAGACAGCCACUCCAAAGACUCCGCUUCGAACAGCAGCUCCAUGGGGAAGGAGGGCCAAGAGGGCGCUGAAAGGCAGCAGCAGUCACCAGAUGCUUUGGAAUCGUCACAGUUGGAGGAGGAGGUAGAUGAGCUAUCCCUUAUCGACCACAGUGAAAUUAUGUCUAGGUUAACGCUGAAGCAAGAGGGAGAUGAUGGGCCGGAUGUUCGUGGUGGAUCUGGAGACAUUCUGUUAGUGCAUGCAACAGAGACCGACAGGAAAGACCUGGUGCUGUACUGUGAAGCCUUUCUGACUACGUACAGGACAUUUAUUACCCCUGAAGAGCUCAUCAAGAAGCUGCAGUACAGAUACGAGAAGUUUUGCCACUUCCCGGACACGUUUAAGAAGCGCGUCAGUAAGAACACCUUCUUCGUGCUGGUGAGAGUGGUGGACGAGCUGUGCUUAGUGGAGUUGACGGAGGAAAUUCUCAAGCUGCUGAUGGACCUGGUCUUCCGACUGGUCUGCAACGGGGAGCUGAGCCUCGCCAGGGUGUUACGCAAGAACAUCCUUGACAAAGUGGAGCAGAAGAAGAUGCUGAGCUACGCCAAUUCCAUCAAACCUCUUGCAGCCCGUGGGGUGGCAGCCAGGCCGGGCACCCUGCAUGAUUUCCACAGCCAUGAAAUAGCCGAGCAGCUGACCCUCCUGGAUGCCGAACUCUUCUAUAAGAUUGAGAUCCCAGAAGUUUUGCUUUGGGCAAAGGAGCAAAAUGAAGAGAAGAGCCCCAACCUGACACAGUUCACAGAGCACUUUAAUAACAUGUCCUACUGGGUCCGUUCAAUAAUUAUGCUACAAGAGAAAGCCCAAGACCGCGAGAGGCUGCUCCUUAAAUUCAUAAAGAUUAUGAAGCACUUACGAAAGCUGAAUAAUUUUAAUUCCUAUCUGGCCAUUCUUUCUGCACUGGAUUCUGCACCCAUCCGAAGGCUGGAGUGGCAGAAACAAACCUCCGAGGGCCUGGCUGAGUACUGCACGCUGAUCGACAGCUCCUCGUCCUUCCGCGCCUACCGAGCAGCUCUGGCUGAUGUGGAGCCUCCCUGCAUACCUUACCUGGGCCUGAUUCUGCAGGACCUGACCUUUGUUCAUCUGGGAAACCCGGAUUACAUCGACAGCAAGGUGAACUUCUCCAAGCGCUGGCAGCAGUUUAACAUCCUGGACAGCAUGAGGUGCUUCCAGCAAGUCCAUUACGACAUCAAAAGGAACGACGACAUCGUGUCAUUCUUCAACGAUUUCAGCGACCACCUGGCUGAGGAGGCCUUGUGGGAACUGUCCCUCAAAAUCAAACCCCGGAACAUCACGAGGCGGAAAACAGACCGAGAAGAGAAAACCUAG
This is a messenger RNA of Eurypyga helias (sunbittern), 2312 nucleotides long. It is a transcript of the gene RAPGEF1, whose product is annotated as Rap guanine nucleotide exchange factor (GEF) 1. The record is from RefSeq and is a predicted model, not a curated record. The transcript has 17 exons. NCBI's taxonomy places the organism in Eukaryota, Metazoa, Chordata, Aves, Eurypygiformes, Eurypygidae. Gene Ontology annotation, biological process: positive regulation of GTPase activity; Ras protein signal transduction. The annotation marks the transcript as partial. Gene Ontology annotation, cellular component: plasma membrane. Gene Ontology annotation, molecular function: guanyl-nucleotide exchange factor activity.